Melanotaenia boesemani (Boeseman's rainbowfish) is the source of this 1405-nucleotide messenger RNA. RefSeq lists its product as uncharacterized. Lineage: Eukaryota; Metazoa; Chordata; Actinopteri; Atheriniformes; Melanotaeniidae. The transcript has 5 exons. Bases 137 to 970 code for a protein of 277 amino acids. The record is from RefSeq and is a predicted model, not a curated record.
CUCUGAUCUGACAUUACAUACAGUUACUAACAGGGACUGGAGGGUCUUGGACAAGACAGCAAGAGCUAAACAAACAGAGCCAACAAAAUUAAAUAAUAAAAAACCAACAAACAGCAGAAGAUGAAGAGCAGAUAAGAUGGAGGAGAACAAAAACAACCCAACAGCAAGAGGGAACGGUGAGUCUGAAACCAAAUCUGUUUCCUCUGAGACAAAUGAUGAAGUUCAGCUGGAGGAACGUACAGCUGACAGUAAGUGUGAUCCAGUGAAUGAUCCUCUCAACACUCAGCUCUCAGGGAAGAAUGACAAAAACACAGAAGGAGAGAAUGAAACCAUAUCUGCAUCAACAGCACACAGUCACAGAGUGAUGGCUGAACUCACUCUUGUGGUAACUGGUGACCCAAACUCCAUUGAUAUUGGAUCAGAGAACUUCCUGCUUGAGCAUAGCGAGCAAACAAAUGUGAAACAGUUUUCAAACAAACUGUAUGAUCUUUGUGGUCGACAGAUCUGUGUCAUUAACAUGCUUGGUCUGCCAAAUGUUGACAAAAUCCCAUUAAAUCAGGCAGUUCAUGCCUUUAUCCUGCUGAUACCAAAUGGCCAGCACAGCAUCCAUUACAGAUCAGGAAUCGAGUGGUUAGAAAGAACUUUUGGGAAAGAAUGUCUUUCUUAUGUUAUGACAGUCCUGACUCAUAAGUCGGAUGAAACAUGUGAGAAUGCACUUGCAGACCUGAAAGCUAAUCACAGUUGUGUUGAACAAAGAUACCACACAUGUAGAAGAAGUAUGGCAAAUGUAAAUGAGAUAAUCAAACUCUUGGAAAAAAUAGAUGUCAUGGUCUCUGAAAACAACCCACAAUGCCGCAAUUUACUGAUGAGUGAGGUAAUUGAAGAUCAGAAAUUGCAGGACGACACACCCCACAAAGAAGAAACAGUCACAAAAUGUAGGAUGUUAAUGAGAUGUUCAUUCACUUUUUAAUAAAAUAAAAAGUGUCUGUGGGGUUGGGCUUUAAUAUGAUGUUGUUGUCUAAAUUUUAAACUGAUGAGCUUUUCCUUUACUGUUUUCUUACAUUAUGCAGCAGCUAAAGAGAAUGAAGACUGAAGCCAAAAUCCAGCUGAAGGUAACAUACAAGAAGGAUUUUUAUUUAUUUAUUUUUUUAUUUGAAAAAGUAGAGUGAAUCUGAUUUCUGGAUUUUAUAGACAAUGGUACCCCAGAAAACGUUAACGGGGUAGCUAAACAGGGCCAGUGAAAAUUUUAUGGUGGCCCACCAAAGACAAUGUGUGCAACAACAAUUGAACAUCAGCACAAUGAAACUUACAGCAUUAUCGUACUUACUGGUCAGCUGGCUGGACUGUUGACUUCCAGGCUAGCAAGCUGCUGUCUGCCUGCCUGUUUCUGUGAAGGUAGAGAGAU